UCAAAAAUAUGACUUGGUCAAAUAAUGUAAUUGUGAAUCUUUUAGAUGAUCUUGGCUCAAGCUCUCAUGAUAGAUAUUGGCAGUCGAAAAAAAAGCCAUUAUUGCUAACCACAUAUGACGAAUGUAGACAAUGUAACAUUUAUUCUUCUGAUGUACUAGACAUGUACCAAAUUGAUGUAUGGGUGUCUUAUAUAAAUUUAAAUAGGGUAAUCAGGGCGAAUUUAGAUUGUUUAUCGGUAGCAAAAAAAGAAGUUGAACCUGAUUGUCUAAAAUACUUGGUAAUUAAUGAACUACAAGAAAAAUAUAAGAGCUGGGUACACAUUUAUACAGAUGGGUCCAAAAAUAAUAUGGGUUUGGGAGCAGCUUUUUGCCAUUUAGGUGAAAGGAAAUCAGUUAUGUUUAAAACAAAUCAACAAAUUUGUAUUAUGACAAUGGAGCUCGUUGCAAUUUCAGAAGCUUUGAAAUACAUUUCUGGAUUAAGCGGGCAAUAUUUUGUUAUCUUUUCAGAUAGCAGAAGUGCCUUGCAACACCUAGCUCGAUGCGCCUCUGGAUAUAGCAGAGGUCUACCGAUAGCUUUCGAAAUCUUGAAACAAAUAUAUGAUUUUAGGCACAUAAAUCUGCGAUUGCAAUGGGUUCCUUCUCAUAUAGGCCUAAGAGGAAACGAGGAGGCUGAUAAACUAGCGAAAUCGGCAAUAAAUGUUGGUAAAGAAUUGUCCAUUGUACCAUUUUUUACAGAAAUUUUAAAUAGUUUUAAAAAUAAAUGUUGUGAUAAAUUUAAGGAAUACUUUGAUAUAAGAAGUAGGGAAAAAGGAAUUUGGUAUAAAACUAUCCAAUGUCAGCCUCCUCGUUUCCCUUGGUUUGGUAAUACUUGUUUAAGUAGAAAAUAUAUAUCUAUUAUUGAUGUAUUUCUGCAUAGGCAGUAAUAUCUCUCCACUUGUAUCUGUUGCAUUCCACGAUGUUAUUUAGAAUGUAAUUUAGGUUACGAUGGGGCUGGCGUGUCCGUGUCGGACAAAAGUCCCAGAAAAAUAAAGAUUAAAAAAAAAAAAAAAAAAAAAAUUGUUAAUUUAUGUCAAUUUA
Molecule: messenger RNA, 1077 nt
Organism: Maniola jurtina (meadow brown)
Lineage: Eukaryota; Metazoa; Arthropoda; Insecta; Lepidoptera; Nymphalidae
Exons: 4
Coding region: 9-923 (304 amino acids)
Biological process (GO): DNA replication, removal of RNA primer
Molecular function (GO): nucleic acid binding; RNA-DNA hybrid ribonuclease activity
Source: RefSeq, a predicted model, not a curated record